AUGCUAAGGCUUAGACUGCUCGACUUCCCGAUUCCAACCGAAUACAGGAAGAUUGUCGAAAACAGCCAGGGACAGAGCUACAGCUUUCCCGUUGAUGCAAAUGCCAUGGACGGACAGUGCAGAACUGCUCUAUAUACAGCGGUGGCUGAUGGCCAUCUUGCCAUGACCGAAUGCCUGCUCGACUACAGAGUUCAAUUUUCGGAUGGCAGUGAUGGGUGCCCGUUUCAGGUAGACGUCUACUGUAUUCGAGGCCGGACUCCCUUGAUGAUGGCCGCUUUCAAUCAGAACAUCGGAUUGUUACAAUUACUGCUCCAGCACGGCGCCGAUGUCAACCUGCCGCUCGGCGUGCUCGAGGACAGCGACCAGAGCUUGGAAUCAGCACGAUGUGUUGGAUCCGGUUCUCUGGCAGAAGCGGCGCGCUCCGGCGGUCUUCACGUCGUUCAGCUGUUGCUCCAGAAUGGCGCGAUCGACACCGACAAUCGAGCGCUGUCCAUUGCUUCUCAGGGCAACAACGAGAAAAUUGUGCGCGUGCUGCUGUGCAAAUUGGCGCACCCGGACGCAGAGUACAAAGUUAACAAGCGAAAUGUUGACGUUGGACAGGUGCGAGUUGGAGAAUCCCUGCUCCCAUCCUCUCUCUGUCCCUCACGAGGGGCUUCACUGGCUUGGGCUUCGGCUUCACUGACGUCCGUACUUCCGGACUGGUUCGUAGCCGCCGCCCUCCACGUCAAUCCGAGGCUAAAAACGACCAGGCUUGCCCUGGCCGCUAUCACCCGCGUCGACCUCUCCUGCAACCGGCUCACCGUAUUCCCCUCUGUCCUGCUCCAAAUGCCAUCACUGCGCCUGUUGAAUUUGGCCCAGAAUCAGAUUAGUGUGAUCGAGCCCCCCUCGUACGCUGUCUCCUGCCAAUCCGUCGAGACGCUGAAUCUAUCGCACAACAAGCUGGAGGCCCUGUCCGCGCAGCUCCUAUCGACGUUGCCUUCGCUGGCCAACCUGGACAUUUCGCACAACAAAAUCACCCACCUGCCGGAGUCGAUUUGGUUGUGUCCAGCGUUAAAGGAACUCAACGCCGCCCACAAUUCCCUCUCCGCCCUGCCGUCACUUCAAAAUCGUGCCCGGCUCUCGAGGACGGCCAACGUCGGUCAAGCCCCCGACGGCCUCGUCUCCCAAGAAUCCGAGGAUACGAUCGUGGCCCAGGGCGAGAGGAUGGAGCUGAGGAGGGAGAAUAUUUGGAUGGGCGAGAUUCCGCUGUGUAAGGUGGAGGAAGAGGCUUCUGAUGUGCCGCUGUCCUCCUCCGGCACGUUGACCACGCUGAAUUUGCAAGCGAACAAGCUCUCCGUGUUCCCCUCCUGCCUGGCCUGCGUGUGCCCGCGGCUUCUCACCCUGAACCUCUCCUUCAACCUGCUCCACCAGCUCGCCCCGAUCCAAAACUGGGAGGAAGACGCCUGCGCGCAUAAACGCCACGACUCGUUGCAGUGGUGCAAGACGCUGAACGUUCUGGAUGUUUCGGACAAUCGACUGACGUCUCUGCCCUCUCAUAUCGGACAUAUCGCUACUCUGGCGGUGUUGAAUUUGAAUGGCAACAUUCCUCUCGAGACCCUCCCUGCUGAAGUCGGGCUCCUCUCCCGGUUAUGGUCCCUAUCCCUGAAGGGCUGCAAAUUGAAGGAGCCGCUAAACUCGAUGGUCAACGCCGAGCAGUGCAAGACCGUGCAGCUCGUGGCGUUCUUGAAGUCCAUCUUGGAGCAGGCCAAGGCUUAUCGGCAUAUGCGAUUGCUCUUCGUCGGCUCGCCCGGGUCGGGCCGUACAACACUUUGGGAGGCUGUCAGGCCAUACGCCAUGAUACGCCGGGCCGUCUACGUCCUCGUCUUCAGGAUCACCGAUGGAGAGGAAGGGUUGGAGCAGGCGGAGAAGCUGCUGAUCGGGAUUCAGGCCCGGGCUCCAAACGCUUGCGUAGUCGUCGUCGGCACCCAUCGCGACCACGUCACGCAAAAUGAGGAUCGCUUCUCGCCGGGAUUCUUAGAGAAAAUGGAACAGCGAUGUCGGCAUCGGUGGCUGGUCGCCGAUUCUGAUAAGAAGGGGCUUCCAAAAGUGAUCGACGUCCUGCUCCUCUCCGCCAAGCUGAAGGCCGCAGUGAAAACUGUUGCUCAAUCGAUUCUAAGAGCCGCCUGGGAAGCCAAAAUGGGCCGGGAGCGGCUGCUGGACUCGCCGGUCCCGUCGGCGCAUGUGUUGAUGAUCAAGAUCCUUCGUCAAAUGAAUGCGGAGCGCCGGGAUGGAGAAUUGGCCGUACACGCACUAAUGGGAGGCGACGAGCUGAGGGGGAGGGCAACCGCCCCCGUCAUCCACUUCACCUACCAACGCGCCGUCCGCUACCGCCGACUCUUCUCGUUGGCCUACAUGCCGGCCGGGUUCUGGUCCCGGCUUAUCACUAGGAUGAUGGGUGAUGCGUCGGUUUCAAGGGCUGUGUCCCAGAUUUUUGCCUGCGAGGAGCCGGGCGCGAUUUCGGCGCUGAGGAAUGCGCUGAAAGGUCGUGUCGUGCCAGAGUGGAUGGUGUGGGAGUCGGGGCUCGAGCUCGUUGUCAAGGGACACUCGCUUUUGAUCCUGAAACAAUUCUUGCCGUUGGCGGAAGUACGGGAUCUGCACUACGGACAGUCGGAAUGGACGCUGAAGCAUGAGGGGCACUGGAGAGCAUCAGCCUCGGAUACCAGGCCGAUUGUGGAGGUGCUGAUCCCGUCAUUGAGCAUGACGGUCGUGUUGGAUGGCUCGAAUCGCGUCGAAAUGGGCGUGGAUGAAGCGGCUGCGGCUUCCCUCCUUGCACUCGUCACCGAUCUGGUAGAUACCCUGCUAGAAGAUUGGUAUCCAUCCCUCGGCACUCGCUUCGUCCACUCGUCGGAGGGAGAUCUAUUAGUGCAGCGGCUGAUCCCGUGCCAUCGGUGCGCCUCCGAGGAGAUACAGAUGACGGAGGGGAGCCACGACGACUCGGCGCUACCCGGGACUCCUAUGGACGGGGGGAGCAGGAAGAGCUCGAUCGGCCUACGCUCACGUACCCUGAACGACAUGAGACUGGGCCGGAAGCGGUACGCGUACACGAUCGAGGAGUGCAUAAGUGGUGAGCUCGUGGAUGCGGCUGUGAAGAUGUUGGAGCCGGUGGAUCCAGGGCAAGCUCGCGGGAGCGCAGUGAAUGCGUAUAGGGCCGGUCUCGCCAAAUGGGAGCGAGACGAGGGCGAGAACGCCUGCCGAGCUUACUGUACUUGCCGACAAGAGCUGUUCCUCCUGGUCCGGAUGCGCCAUCCGUCGGUGCUGAGCCUCCUUGGCGUCUCAUUCCCGCCGCUGUCGCUGGUCGUCGAGCUGGCGCCGUUAGGGGCGCUCAGCCAGCUUCUGUCCUCCUAUCGGAAAAGCGGAUGUAGAUUGGGGCUGCAGGUGUUGACGGAUACGCUGACGCAGGUGGCCAAAGCCCUCGAAUACCUCCACCAACAGCAUAUCAUCUACAGGGACUUGAAAAGUGAGAACGUGCUCGCUUGGCGAUAUCCGCCGCCAUUUGCCAAUUUAGUAGAGGUGCUCGUGAAACUCGGCGACUACGGCAUCUCGCGCUCCAUCCUCCCGUCCGGCGGCGCCAAGGGGUUCGGCGGGACUGAGGGGUUCAUGGCGCCCGAGAUCGUGCGCUUCAACGGCGAGGAGGAGUACACGCAGCAGGUCGACUCCUUCUCGUUCGGGAUGUUCUGCUACGAGCUGCUAUCAUUGCGAUUGCCUUUUGAUGGUGAAGAUCACGUCAAGGAGCGGCUUCUCGAUGGAGCUAGGCCAUUUUUGCUGCCUCAUGAGCUCCUCCUCCCCUCCCUGAUGCUUGACACGAUGGUACUUUGCUGGAGAUCAUCACCCUCCCUGCGCCCAACAUCUUCCCACCUCGUCUCCCUAGUCGGCGCUCCUGAGUUCCCACGCCUUCUGGACACCCUGAAUCUCUCCUCCCUCCACGCCCCGCCCCCAUGCCUCGCCUCAAUCGUCACCACUGAAGAUUGGGAUGACGAUGAACUUGAUGCUGAGGUUUGGCUGACGGCCAGCGAUAACACCCUUCAUUGCCUCUCCUGCACGCAGUUUGGAUGGACGGAGCAUCGGCGCACCACCGUCCCGAUCUCCCCCACCUGGCUGCUCCGAGGUGCCGAAACCGGCACGAUGUGGGGCGUGUCUAGGAGCGGAACGUUGGCCGUCUUCUCGGCUUCCCUCAACCAUUCCACGAAUUUGGAUCUUCCGGUUGAUGGCCAACAAGUUGUCUGCCGUCCUGCUCUGUUGUCAUCAGAUCUGCUCUGCCUUCCAUGCACCUCCUCGCUGUGCCUGAUUCGGAUGGAUUACGCCUUCAGUAUAUCGCUGCUAGCUCGCCACCCGGCCACUGCUAUCAAGGGGUUGAUCGCGUUGAAUGCUGAUGAAGCUAGACAAGUCUGGACGGGCCACGACGACGGCGUCAUCCAGGCGCACACCAUCGGCAGUGACGACCGCUUCUGCUUCGCCAGCUCGUUGUCGCAUCCGGAAGCGCAAGGCCCGAUUGACCUCCUCGAAGCCGACGCCGCCUGUCGAAACGUUUGGGCGGCGAGUACUUGCGGUUGCCGUGUUUUCUGUUGGGACGUCGCACGUCGCGUCGUCGUCUCGAUUCUGAACAUCCGGAAAGUGGCGCCCGGCUGGGAGACGAUCUCGGCCACCUUUCCGGGGCUGCUCUCCAGCUCGGUGGUGACCUCGUUGGCGCUGCUGGACCGCGGGUCGGCUUCGACGUUGUUCAUCGGCACCUCGGCCGGCGUGCUCAUCGCGGCGAACGCGUUGACGUUACAACCGAUGCUCGCGUGCCGCCCAUACGAGGGCACCCUCACCUCGUUGACGAUUAUCGAGACGGGUAGAUGGAACGACGAGUCGAGAAGACGGGUCUCUGUACAUACGAGCGACUCGAUGGGCAGCUUGACGUGGAUGCGGGACCGCGUCUCCGAGACGGUCGAUCGGCUACGAGGCGCACCUCAGAACAGUCCGAUUCCGCCGGGCGGCCGCCCUCCAGCGGUGCUCGUCUCCACCGGCACGCGCUACCGCAGCGCCACCGAACGCAUCUGCGGCCCGGAGAGCGCCCCGACGACUACGCUACACUCCGCUGUCGUACACCCCGUCACCGCCAUCAUCUGGAAGGCCGACGAGUGGCUGCCU
Messenger RNA from Mesorhabditis spiculigera, 5169 nucleotides. Lineage: Eukaryota; Metazoa; Nematoda; Chromadorea; Rhabditida; Rhabditidae. The record is from the annotation of a GenBank genome assembly.